AACCUGGCCGGGAACGUGGCUGCUGAUGGAUGUUUCCUAGAUCUCGACGUUCCAAAGUCCAAACCUUCCAAAACAGUACUACGAUGCAGAGACGACAGCUGAAGCAGUAGAGACUAGCCAGCUUGAGACAGAUAACCAUGGCGUCCUCCUCCCACUUCCACUCCCAGUCCCACCAAGAAGAGGAAGAAGAGGACGAGCAUGGCCACGGCGGCGGCCAUGGCGACCAGAUCACCGCCCCACUCCUCCCGAACCGGCCGUCAACGUUGCAGAACUCGCCGGAGCGCCACGACGACGGCCAUGGCAGAUCGUCGGAGAACUCGCCGAUCGAGCAGGUGGCGCUGACGGUCCCCGUGGGCGACGACCCGGACACGCCGGUGUUGACGUUCCGGAUGUGGGUGCUGGGCAUGGCGUCCUGCGCCGUGCUCUCCUUCCUCAACCAGUUCUUCUGGUACCGCAAGGAGCCGCUCACCAUCACCGCCAUCUCCGCGCAGAUCGCCGUCGUGCCGCUCGGCCGCCUCAUGGCCGCGGCGCUGCCAGAGCGGGCCUUCCUCCGCGGCUCGCGCUGGGAGUUCACCCUCAACCCAGGGCCGUUCAACGUGAAGGAGCACGUGCUGAUCACCAUCUUCGCCAACGCCGGCGCCGGCACCGUCUACGCCAUCCACGUGGUCACCGCCGUCCGCGUCUUCUACGGCAAAAACCUCACCUUCUUCGUCUCCCUCCUCGUGGUGCUCACCACGCAGGUGCUCGGGUUCGGGUGGGCGGGGAUUUUCCGGCGGUACCUCGUGGAGCCAGCGGCCAUGUGGUGGCCGUCCAACCUCGUGCAGGUCUCCCUCUUCAGGGCACUCCACGAGGAUGAAAGGCGGCGAAAAGGGGGCUUCACGCGCAACCAGUUCUUCCUGGUGGCGUUCGCCUGCAGCUUCGCAUACUACGCCUUCCCAGGCUACCUUUUCCAGAUGCUCACCUCACUCUCCUGGAUCUGCUGGGUGUUCCCCAACUCAGUGUUCGCCCAGCAGCUCGGCUCAGGUCUCCACGGGCUCGGCAUCGCCGCAAUCGGCCUUGACUGGGCAUCCAUCUCCAGCUAUCUAGGAAGCCCUCUCGUCAGCCCCUGGUUCGCCACUGGGAAUGUCGCUGCAGGCUUCUUCAUCGUCAUGUACAUCAUCGUGCCUAUUGGGUACUGGUUUGAUUUCUACAAGGCGCAGACCUUCCCCAUCUUCUCUUCCGGUCUUUUCACCUCCGGCGGGCAGAAGUACAACAUCUCAGCUAUCGUGGACGACAAUUUCCAUCUAGAUACAGAGGCAUAUGAGAAAAACGGUCCACUGUACCUCAGCACUCUCUUUGCUGUCACAUAUGGUAUCGGUUUCGCGUCACUUACCGCGACGAUUGUUCAUGUCCUCCUGUUCCAUGGAAGGGAAAUUUUGCAGCUAAGCAGAUCAGCUUUUCAAGGGAAAAGUGUGGACAUACAUACAAAGCUAAUGAGGAGAUACAAGCAGGUCCCUGAGUGGUGGUUCAUCUGCAUCCUUGUAGUUAACAUUGCCGUCACUGUAUUCGCUUGCGAAUACUACAUAGAGCAGCUCCAGCUGCCCUGGUGGGGUGUGUUACUUGCAUGCGCCAUUGCAUUUUUCUUCACCCUCCCAAUUGGAAUUAUCACAGCAACAACAAACCAGACCCCAGGACUGAACAUCAUCACAGAGUACAUCAUCGGGUACUUGUACCCCGGACGACCCGUCGCAAAUAUGUGCUUCAAGGUAUACGGUUAUAUCAGCAUGCACCAAGCUCUGAUGUUUCUGCAAGAUUUUAAGUUGGGCCACUACAUGAAGAUUCCCCCAAGGACCAUGUUUAUGGCUCAGGUGGUCGGAACAACGAUCGCGGCAUUCGUGUACCUUGGGACAGCAUGGUGGCUGAUGGACACAAUCCCCAACAUCUGCGACAUUGAGCUACUCUCAGCGGGCAGCCCUUGGACCUGCCCCGGUGAUCAUGUGUUCUAUGACGCGUCGGUCAUAUGGGGUCUUAUUGGCCCGCGCAGAAUAUUCGGGGACUUGGGAACUUACGCGGCAGUGAACUGGUUCUUCUUGGGGGGAGCCGUCGCCCCGCUCCUCGUAUGGUUAGCGCACAGGGCAUUCCCAGGCCAGAACUGGAUCGUACUCAUCAACAUGCCCGUGAUGCUGGGUUCCAUCUUCCAGAUGCCACCCGCCACAGCAGUUAACUACACCACAUGGAUACUGAUUGGGUUUCUAUCAGGUUAUGUGGUAUAUAGAUAUCGACGUGACUGGUGGGAGCGACACAAUUAUCUGCUUUCAGGUGCACUAGAUGCUGGUUUGGCAUUCAUGGCCGUGUUAAUUUACCUGUGCCUAGGCUUGGAGAACAUCAGUUUGAACUGGUGGGGAAAUGACUUGGAUGGAUGUCCCUUGGCUUCUUGCCCCACUGCUAAAGGUAUAGUUGUCAAGGGCUGCCCAGCGUACAACUAAGCAUCUUCUCAUCUGCGGCGGCCGACGCUGGAAAAAUUGGAAUUGUGAGCAAGCAGAGAUCGAUGUAAAUAGCGAAUGUUUGUUUGGACCUUUUAAAGAUGAGAAAUGGGUUUUAUUUUA
Molecule: messenger RNA, 2585 nt
Organism: Triticum urartu
Lineage: Eukaryota; Viridiplantae; Streptophyta; Magnoliopsida; Poales; Poaceae
Product: oligopeptide transporter 7
Biological process (GO): transmembrane transport
Molecular function (GO): oligopeptide transmembrane transporter activity
Source: RefSeq, a predicted model, not a curated record